AUGGACGUUUGUCGGAUCUGUCUGGUUGAGGAAGCUGAUGUCUUUUUAUCGUUGUUCUCCAAGUUGGAGCUAAUUCCUAUAGCGGAUAUGGUAAACGAUCUUACUGGUUUAAAGAUUUCUAAAGGAGAUGGACUUCCACGAUUUAUUUGUAAAGAAUGUUCGGAAGACGUACUAAAAUCUUUCAAAAUAAGAUUAAAAUGCCUAGACUCCGAUACUCAGCUUCGUCUCUUGUUGGAGAAAAGUCGUCGCAAAAUGGAAGCAGUUGAAUCAUUUUUUAAGAGAGAAGCAUUGAAAAUAUCUUUUAGAGAUUCAGCAGCAACCGGGCUAAACAAUAUUUCUUCCGAUGUAAUUAGAGAUGUCGCCGAAAACGACAAAUUAAUGAGCAUUUUUGGAUCUCAAAAACCAAUCGCCGAUGUUCAAGUGCAUGAUAGCCAAGCAGCGGUCGAAGCGGAGAUGCUAAUCGUGCACACCGCAGAUCAGGAAGCAGAUACAACGAUCAAGCAAGAGAUCAAUUUAUCAAUAUGUAAUGUGGAUCAAAUAGAUGGUGAAAAGUUUGAAAGUUCAGAGGAUGUUGACAAACUCCCACCGAAAAAUCUUUCCUCCGAUACAUUAGAUAUACAUUUGACACAAUCCGAGAAUAUUACCGUAGUACAGCCUUCCGCAGAAGAAGAAUAUGAGGAAUACGCUGAAUACCUGGAGGUAGCUCAGGAUGUUUGUGAAGAAGUCCAAUAUGCCAUUGAAACUGAAUCAUGUGAUGAACAGGUAGUUGUCCAAAAAGUUGAUGAGCCGCAGCAAAUUGGUGGCAUUAUCUGUUGCGGAUGUGAAUUGCGCUUUGUAACAACAGACGAUCUAAAACAUCAUUCAUCAGAAGUGCACGAGAAAAUGAAAAUACGUAAUAAUGCCAAACCGUUCGAGUGUCAAAUAUGUUUUAAACGUUUCGUUAGCGAAAAACGUUUGCAUUUUCAUCAAACGUAUGCAUAUCGAGAAAGAAAUCAUGCUUGCGAGCAAUGCAGUGCACGAUUUACUUGUCGUGGGUCACUGCUUAACCACAUGAAAACUCAUUCUGAUCGUACAUACAUUUGUGAGACAUGUAAUAAAUCUUUCUAUACCAGUAGUACCCUUUUGUCGCACCGGUUGUUGCAUUCCGAUUCUAAACAAUUUGCUUGUACAGAACCAAACUGCUUUAAAAGUUUUCUACGAAAAUCGGAUCUACAUAUUCACUUGGUUUCACAUUCUAAUGAACGUCCGUUUGUUUGUGAGAUAUGUUCGAGUCGAUUUAAAUCGAAGGCUCAUUUAGUUCAUCAUGGCAAAGUACAUACUCGAGAAAAACCUUACAAAUGCAAUAAAUGUGAUAUAGCGUUUGGUACCUAUUCUGCUCGCAAUGUGCAUCAGUUGGCCCACGAGGGGAUUCAUCCGUACAAAUGUGAAUUUUGUGACAAAAUUUAUCAGCGCAACACGAAACUGCAAGUGCAUAUUCGUCGGAUUCAUACAGGAGAGCGCCCAUUUGCAUGUGAGUUAUGUGGAGACGCGCGGUUUUACCAAAACUGGGAGCUAACAGCUCAUAAGAAAAAGGUACAUCAAGAAGGAGUAAGUCAGACUAGCACAAAAGAUGAUUCAAACGAUGGAAAUUUUACGUCCUCUUCCAAAAAAAUUAAGAAAACUAAGAGCUAAAAUGUACAUGCGAUCGAAAAUCAUCUUAAUGUUUUUAAAUUUGUAGUACACCCAUAUGUGCUGACACACAGAUUGAAAUUAAAAAAGU
Messenger RNA from Sabethes cyaneus, 1759 nucleotides. RefSeq names its product zinc finger protein 239-like. NCBI's taxonomy places the organism in Eukaryota, Metazoa, Arthropoda, Insecta, Diptera, Culicidae. The coding region runs from base 1 to 1671 and encodes 556 amino acids. Gene Ontology annotation, cellular component: nucleus. The transcript is spliced from 3 exons. Gene Ontology annotation, molecular function: zinc ion binding. The record is from RefSeq and is a predicted model, not a curated record.